Molecule: messenger RNA, 805 nt
Organism: Sebastes umbrosus (honeycomb rockfish)
Lineage: Eukaryota; Metazoa; Chordata; Actinopteri; Perciformes; Sebastidae
Gene: pole4
Product: polymerase (DNA-directed), epsilon 4, accessory subunit
Exons: 4
Coding region: 140-541 (133 amino acids)
Cellular component (GO): nucleus; epsilon DNA polymerase complex
Molecular function (GO): protein heterodimerization activity
Source: RefSeq, a predicted model, not a curated record
GUGACUGGCUGACCAAUCAGCGCAGGCCUCUCACCGAAAGCCCGGAACCACAUGUUGUUGUCAUUCUGUGACAUGUUGAUAGAAAACGGAGGAGAUAUUUGUGUGUUUUUUGAAGUAUAACGAUAAAGAAAACAGGAGAAUGGCAGCAGCUACAGUAGCUACACCCGUCAGCCCCGCGGAGCUCGACCCGGAGGAGGAGGAGAUCCGCGGAGAGGCGGAGGAGGAGAAGGAUAGCACCGGGCAGACCCAGCAGCAGCAGACAGGCCCCGCCGCGGCCGCAGCCGGGAGCCACAACCGACUGUCCAAACUCCCGCUGGCCCGCAUCAAGGCGAUCAUGAAGACCGACCCAGACGUGUCGCUCGCCAGCCAGGAGUCUGUGUUCAUCAUCGCUAAAGCCACGGAGUUGUUUGUAGAAAUGAUUGCCAAGGAUUCCCUGGUGUAUGCCCAGCAGGGGAAGAGGAAAACGUUGCAAAGAAAAGACUUGGACAACGCAAUAGAAGCCAUAGAUGAAUUUGCAUUUCUUGAAGGCACACUAGAUUAAAACACUUCUAAAGACGAGAACAUUGAAUAUCUCCAUCCAUCCAAGAAACUUUCCGUUACAGGGACACGAUUUGUUGUGAACACUUUCUGGAACUUUUUUUCUAAGUCAAACUCUCAAAUUGGAUAUUUAUAAAUGUUUUUUUACAAUGUGCCAUUAAGAUUUUUCAUACGUAACUUUGAAGACAUCAGUGGUAAUGUGUACAUUUUUUGUAAAUAUUUGUGAAAUACUACUGUACAAUGGAAUAAAUGUAAGUUUUAAACAAUC